AGCCAACUAGUCAGACCAUCGAAUGCGUAUUUUCGACUGCGGACGAUUUCGAGUCACUCGGAGUUAACGUUAACUGUUAUUUUUAGUUAAAAAUUGCAUCCGAUAAGUCGGGAACGCGAGUCAUAAUCCGCGACUAUGUGGUGUAUGGGGACAAGCAUCCAAGAGAUAAAAAUCUGAGAAAUCGGGCGAAGUACUCAACUCCAACUCACUACAACAUAUAUGCAUACAAUAGCAGUAGAUUAAGUUUACUAACGGUAGUUCAGUGAUUGCCAACUGUGAGUGGGAAAGGGACAAAGGAUAACGAAGAAGGAUGGCAUUGCCGAAGAAAAUUAAAUGUUUUAAAUAUUUGGUUUACAGUUAUGUGGUGCUCUUAGCGUUAACCGGAGCUGCGCAGAUAUUUUUGGGCACAUCCCUGCUCUGGGGGCACUCGGUCUACUAUGGAAUUGUGCAGAACAAGUUAUGGGCCCCAGCAGCAAUCCUCCUUUGCCUGGGACCCGUCACCUUCAUCCUGUGCUGGAUGGGUUGCCAGGCCACCAAUCAACGAAAGCGCUGCCUUCUGGGAAUGUUUGCUGCCCUUUUAGUGGCCUGCAUCUGUGUUCAGUUCAUCAUCUGCGGCUGGUCUUUGGCCAUGAGGGAGAAUCUGCCCACCUCUGUAGAGAUCUUCAUCGACGACUCCUUUGUCGAGUUCUUGGACAAAUUUUCGCGCACCAAGGUGGAUAACCUACAUUUGUGGAAUAGGAUGCAAUCUCAGUUGCAAUGCUGCGGAGUGGACGGCCCUCUUGAUUACCGCCGACUUUCGCUGCCCUGGUCCUGCUGCUCGCGUCCUGAGCACGCCUACGAGUCAGCAUGUGAUACACACUACAAGCGCGGAUGCCUGGCAGUCGUCUCGGAGCAGAUUAGAAACCGCUUGCUGAUUACCGCCUUCGGAGCUGCCAUUAUAGCCAUAUUCCAGAGCCUGGGAAUCUUCUGUGCUGUCCACCUGACCAUUCUGUUCGGAAAGAACGACAACACCCAUCCAAUAAACAUGAAUCGGAAAAAAAAGCAGCAACAAUUCUUGCCCCUUACCAUACAGGACAAGCGGCACGACAUGCCCUCGCCCAUUAAUUUAUCCCCUUCAGCACCCGGGCAGCGGGUUUUAAAAACUGCUCUGCCCUCGGCCAUGCACAAAUGACAGACGAUUAGCUUUUAAGAUUGCAAAAAUUUAUGGAAACUCGAAAAAAAGUAUAAAAAAAAUGUUGUAAACUGAGAUGGAAUGAAUAUAACUGUGACCCUCAAUGUUACGUUAUGGUAAUUUUAAACAAUUUAACGUUCGAGAAAAGAAACAACAUUUGAAUUUGGAUUAACUCUCCAGUAGUUUAAUUAAAGCUUAAAAACAAUUGGA
Drosophila eugracilis is the source of this 1381-nucleotide messenger RNA. It is a transcript of the gene TM4SF, whose product is annotated as 23 kDa integral membrane protein. Gene Ontology annotation, biological process: protein maturation; protein localization to plasma membrane. The record is from RefSeq and is a predicted model, not a curated record. Gene Ontology annotation, cellular component: membrane. The transcript has 5 exons. The coding region runs from base 311 to 1171 and encodes 286 amino acids. NCBI's taxonomy places the organism in Eukaryota, Metazoa, Arthropoda, Insecta, Diptera, Drosophilidae.